Molecule: messenger RNA, 1864 nt
Organism: Petromyzon marinus (sea lamprey)
Lineage: Eukaryota; Metazoa; Chordata; Hyperoartia; Petromyzontiformes; Petromyzontidae
Biological process (GO): negative regulation of DNA-templated transcription
Molecular function (GO): transcription coactivator binding
Source: RefSeq, a predicted model, not a curated record
CCACCCCACUUCAAAUGCCACCUCCCAACUUGCCCUACCCCCCCCCCUCUUCUGUCCUCCCGGGCUCAAACCUCCUGCUCCGGCGAGGGCAAUCGGCAAAGGCAGCGUGAAGCUCCGCUGAGAGCCACGCAGAGGAUGGAUAGUCGCGCACGUCAUGCGUUAAACGUCACGCGUUAUUAGCGUUAAGACAACAACAAGAAUAUAUUUUAGAUUUUUGUUCAACUGACCGAAUGUCGCCGCUUUAUCAUCGACGGUGACUUUGGCGACGGGCAAGUUUCGAGAGAGAUUUAAGUUGACAAGUUCUCCACGCACACGUGAGGCCGAUUUCGGUUUUAAAUUGUUUUUCGUUGAGAGGCGCUUUCCUGAGCUCGCAGUAUCGCGACAUCACUUUAGUUUGCGAAGCUUUUUUUUUGUUAAGGGACAACGGGCAACUCCCCUCGAGUUCAUUUUCGUGAGAGCUGACAACAACAACAGCGCCUUGAGAGAGGGAGAGACCUUGGCAGGCGUUCCCACGAGGACCCCCGGGAGAGAGAGAGAGUGGUGUGGUGUUUGGGGAAAGAGAAGACAUGGAGCUGGCAAGCUGCGUGCAGCCGUCGUUCAAGGAAGAAGGAGACGCGCUCUCGAGUGCCCACAAAGCCCCGAGCCAGACCGUGGCACUCCACCUUCACGGUGUGGCUGAUAGACUCGGCAAUGCAAGCACUGGAGGGAGUGGCAACGGAGGAGGAGGUGGGCAGCAGCGGUGUCAGUCGGCUCCGCUCGCGCUCACCACUCACGAAAGGUCUCCGCCGUCCCCUGGUGCCUCGGGCCCCAAGCGGAAGCGUGCCGCCACCCCCGAGGCCCAGGAGCUGCUGCUGCUGCAGUCGAGCCGCACAGGCCCCCUCAACUUGAGCAAGGCGCCCCGCAGGGACGAGCAGCCCGAGGGCCGGAACGACGGUGGGCUACUCUCCCCGGACGGGCGGCGGUCCGUCCCCCCCGCCACCUCGCUCCGUCGCCCCGGCGACAGCCACAGUGGAGGAGGAGGAGGAGGAGGUGGUGCCGACCUGGCGGCGACCCCCGGUUGCCAUGGCGAUGGACCGAGCGCGACCCCGUGUUGCCACGGAGCUGGCACGUCAUGGCCGAUCGUCCCAGCAGACGAUGUUCACCUCCAUCAUCGCGGCACGAUGGCGGUGCUACAGCAGCAGAUGCGCCCCUCCGUCAUUACGUGCGCACCGGCCCUCAAUCAGAAAAACCAUCACGGCAGCCGCCACGCAUUGAGGGGCCCCAACAAAUCACACAAGCGCGGAGACGUCCCGUCCGAGCCGUCGGACGCGACGGCGGUGUCGGAUCCCGUCAUCGAGGAGCACUUUCGCCGCAGCCUCGGCAAGGAUUACCGUGAGGCUGACUCGGUGUCCAUCACCGGCUCUGUGGACGACCACUUCGCCAAGGCGCUCGGCGACGCGUGGUUCCAACUCAAAACGACGACGGCGGCGACGGCGACGGCGGCGACAGGCCGCAGACGCGUGGCACCGACGCCGGCGUCCGUGGCGGCGACGGAAGCGGCGGCACCGGGGGGACCGCCGCUUCCUGCGCCGUCGCCCUCCCCAGCUUCGACCGACGCCUCGGGAUCGGCGACCGCGUCGGGCUCGCAGUCGGACAGCGAUGCCGAGGAGGGGACGCCGGCCGCCCCGCGAGCGGCCAAUCACGCGGCGCCCGGCGAGCGUGUCGCGACGUCGUCGCCGCCCGAAGUCUCAUGAACACUGCGCAGAACAGCGGGGGAGUGUGUGGGGGGGGUCUACACACGAAAAAACUAAAAAUAACCAACUUUUUUUUAUUUUUUUUACUAGGUAAGGGCACACAGCUCUUUUUCAUAAGUCGCCUGGCGACA